Aedes albopictus (Asian tiger mosquito) is the source of this 2085-nucleotide messenger RNA. RefSeq lists its product as uncharacterized. Gene Ontology annotation, molecular function: nucleic acid binding; zinc ion binding. Lineage: Eukaryota; Metazoa; Arthropoda; Insecta; Diptera; Culicidae. The coding region runs from base 1 to 2085 and encodes 694 amino acids. The record is from RefSeq and is a predicted model, not a curated record. The transcript is spliced from 3 exons.
AUGCAGGACCUGAAGUCGAUCAUCCAUUUACGUGGCCAAGCAAAGGCGAAGGUUACGCGCAUUCGAAAGGCGAUUGAAGAAGCUGCCGCGGCUGGUGCCCAGUAUGACGCCGCGCAGCUGAAAGUGUUUUCCCGGAACCUGGAAAAACAUUUCCAGGAAUACCUUGACCUCCAUCAUCAGGUGAUGGCGGUUUGCCCUCCCGAGCGCAUGGAAGAGCAGGACCAGGGCUACCUGAUUUUCGAGACCCACUUCAACGAGACCAGCGUGUUGGUGGAACGAGCAAUCCAGGUAAGCCAGUGUAAUUUCGCAAUGCAGCAAGUGCAAGCACCCGAGAGCCGUCGCAUCAUCGUACAGCAGCAGCCAUUGAAGGCUCCCAUCCCGACCUUUGAUGGCAAGUCUGAAAACUGGCCUCGCUUCAAGGCUAUGUUUUUAGAUGUGAUGCAAUCCUCCACAGACUCGGAUUGCAUUAAGCUGUACCACCUCGAGCGAUCCCUAGUUGGAGCAGCUGCUGGUAUCAUCGAUGCCCGAACUCUCAACGAUAACAAUUACCAGCACGCUUGGGAGAUUCUCGAAGACCGGUUCGAGAAUAAGCGAGUUAUUGUGGAUACCCACAUCCAGGGACUACUCAACCUGCGGCGGAUGAGCCGAGAGAAUCCGAAAGAGUUGCGAGAGCUCAUCGAUGAGGUGACCCGUCACGUCGAUGGGUUGGCCUUGAUCGAGGACGAGUUGGAAGGAGUUUCCGAGAGAUUUGUGGUGAACCUUAUUGCUAGUGCCCUGGAUAAAGACACCCGAAAGGAGUGGGAAGCCACCAUCCCCUACAAAGAGAUACCGACAUACAGCGAUACGAUCGGUUUUCUGAAGAAGCGUUGUGCUAUCCUUGAGCACUGCGACGGAGCGUCCAAGCCUGCAGUGAAGACGAAACUGAAUGAUCCCGUGAAGAAUCCGUACAACCUGGUGAGAGGCGCACAACCCAGCUCGUGUGCUGUCACUGGGAGUUCCGAACCAUCCUGCGAGCUGUGUGCUGGAGUACAUCCCAACUUCAAGUGCGAAGUCCUGCGUGCGAUGUCCAUCCCAGAACGUCAAGCGAAGGUCCGAGAGCUGCGGCUGUGCUACAACUGCCUGCGGAAAGGCCAUCCGAGCAGUUCCUGUAGUUCGACGCGCACCUGCCAGAAAUGCCAAGGUAAGCACCACACACUUUUGCACAUUGAGACCCCGUCAAAUGCGAAUACCCCAGCCUCUGAUAAUCCUCUGGCAACCAUGCCAGGUAGCGAACAUGUACCCAAACCCUCAGAAGUGAAUCCCGUUCCCUCUGUUAGCACCACCUGCUCAGUUAGCGAAGCUCCCUGCCUUGAUAACAGCCUCUUGAUGACCGCUGUUGUAAAUAUUUUGGAUUGCGAUGGCAAAUACCAGCCAUGCCGUGCGUUUUUGGAUUGUGGGUCCCAGGCUCACUUUGUCUCACGAAGGAUGAUUGAUUUGUUGCGAAUUCCUACAACUCGUACUACUGUCGAAAUCAUUGGGGCCAACGGCAAGAAAUCUACCCUCUCUGAGAUGGCCGAGGUUCAAAUUCGUUCCAUGCAUUCCGAUUUUCAAGCCCUGAUGGAUUGUCUCGUUACGGAUCAGAUUACAGAUCCAACUUUCCACACUCCCGGUGAAAUAGACCUCUUGAUUGGAAUCAAGCUUUUCUUCAAGUUGUUGAUGCCCAGUCAGUUGAAAAUUUCCGACCAACUCCCUGUACUCCAAGAAACUCGCCUAGGGUGGGUUAUUGCCGGCGCCGUUGAUGAUAUGAGUUUGUCCUGCAGUCAACAGCAUUGCAAUGUUGUUACCGUCAAACCACUUACCACAUCUUUGGAAGACGCUCGAGCUCUAGAAGUUUUUGACUACAUCCCAGCGUUGACAGGUGAAGACCCGCAAUGUGAAGUCAAGUACCGCUCUACAACCGUUGAUACCCCAGCCGACGAAAGGCUGUACAUGUUGCAACAAGUUUUCCCGCAACAGCGCGGCCUGCCGAUCAUCAUCGUCAUCCAUCAUCGAACGGCAGCGAGCGUCGUCGUCACCACCGCAGCUGCCUGCGCGCUGAUUGGUUGA